GUGAAGUUGAUUGCAGGUUGAUUCUCCGUCCUCCACUAGACGCUGUCAUGUUGGAUACGUUUAUUAGAACCUUCUUUAAAAACUGUGUUUAGACUAAAGAGGAAAACAGUUUGGGCAUAAAGUAAUGCUGGUGAGGCCGAAGUUCUUGUGGAUCAAAGUUUGAAACAGAGAAGACUCAGAGUUAUGGAUUGACAAACAGCUUUCUGAAAGGACAGUGUAGUGUAAAGACAAAAUGGCCUCUAAACUUGAAGCGGAUCUCUGCUGUCCUGUGUGCUGUGACUUCUUCAAGGAUCCUGUCCUUUUGACCUGUGCUCACAGUGUGUGUAAAGCCUGUCUGCAGCAGUUCUGGGACACCAAAGGAUCCAGAGUGUGUCCAGUCUGCAGGAGAAAGUGCUCAAAGGACGAUUACCCUCCUAACAUGGCGUUAAGAAACCUGUGUGAGACAUUCUUACAGGAGAAAAGUCCGAGAGCUUCAGCAGGGUCUGAGGCGUUCUGCAGUCUGCACAGUGAGAAACUCAAGCUCUUCUGCCUGGAGGAUAAACAACCUGUGUGUUAUGUGUGUCGGGACUCAAAAACACACAAAACCCACAACUUCAGUCCCAUCAAUGAGGCUGCACUAGAUAUUAAGGAGGAACUCAAGAUCAAACUGGAGCCUCUAAGAAAUAAAUUCAAGACCUUUGAAAAAGUUAAACUCAUCUAUGACCAAACAGCAGUGCAUAUUAAGACUCAGACCCAGCACACAGAGAAACAGAUCAAGGAGGAGUUUGAGAAGCUGCACCAGUUUCUACGAGAUGAAGAAGCAGCCAGGAUAGGUGGACUGAGGGAGGAAGAGGAGCAGAAGAGUCAGAUGAUGAAGAAGAAGAUUGAGAAGAUGAGCAGAGAGAUCUCAUCUCUUUCAGACACAAUCAGAGCCACAGAAAAGGAGAUGGAAGCUGAUGACAUCACAUUCCUGCAGGUUUCAGGACCUCUGAUCAAUGUGGCAAAACACCUGGGCAACCUGAAGUUCAGAGUCUGGGAGAAGAUGCAGAAGCUUGUUCAAUACACUCCUGUGACUCUGGAUCCCAACACUGCAAACCCACGACUCAUCCUGUCUGAGGAUCUGACCAGUGUGAGAUGGGGUGAUGAGAGACGACGGCUUCCUGAUAACCCAGAGAGGUUUGAUGAGUAUGCCAGUGUCCUGGGCUCUGAGGGCUUUAACUCAGGGACUCACUGCUGGGAUGUGGAGGUUGGAGAGAACACAUGGUGGGGUGUGGGUGUGGUGAUAGAGACUCUCCAGAGGAAGGGAGACUAUACCUCCAUGAGUGGACAGUGGUAUGUGAGGUAUAGAGAUGGUAAAUAUGGAGCAUGGUCUCCACCACAGCCCCCUACUCUCCUCACAGUGAAGCAGAAACUCCAGAGGAUCAGAGUGCAGCUGGACUGGGACAGAGGAGAGCUGUCAUUCACUGACCCUGAUAAUAGCACACAUCUACACACUCUCACACACACUUUCACUGAGAGAGUUUAUCCAUACUUUGAUACUGGCUGUAAACUCUCUCCUCUGAGGAUCUUACCAGUGAGAGCUUCAGUGAAAGUAGAGCAGCACAGCAAGAGAUGUCACUUCCUUUUGCCAGGUUAAUAAUGACUUGUUCAUGGUGUUAAAAUGUCUUCAUGCAUUAACCAUUCUGACUAAUUGGUUGUAUUGUUAGUUGCCUUAAGAGAAUCCCAGAGGUCUCACGUGAUCUGAACUCUGUAAAUAUGGCAAAUUGAAGGGCAAAUACCUUUGACAGAAAUGUGUUGUAAAAGAUAUUCCUAAACAACUUCCUUUUAUUGUCUAAACGUAUGCUGAUGGUGACGCAACAUGGUUACAGAAUUGACAAGCCUGACAGAAAUGUUAAUAAUACUUUUUGCAAACAUUUGAUUGUCAUUUAUUUUGAUUUAAACCUUUCUGAAGAGGCAAGUCAUUCUCAUUUUGACAGUUUUGUAAGCAAUUAUGUAUACUUUCAGAUUUGUAAGCCUCCUUUUCUACUCGUUUGUAUCCAAAAUGUACAAUAAAAUAGAAAACAAAACAUACGUACAACUAGUGCAUAUCUACAUCUCGGGACUAUUCGUUUUUUGUGUAUUUGUCUUUAACAAUGACAACACACAUUUA
This is a messenger RNA of Clupea harengus (Atlantic herring), 2128 nucleotides long. Its product is annotated as zinc-binding protein A33-like. Lineage: Eukaryota; Metazoa; Chordata; Actinopteri; Clupeiformes; Clupeidae. The record is from RefSeq and is a predicted model, not a curated record. The transcript has 5 exons. Bases 233 to 1615 code for a protein of 460 amino acids. Gene Ontology annotation, molecular function: protein binding; zinc ion binding.